Molecule: messenger RNA, 1804 nt
Organism: Podospora bellae-mahoneyi
Lineage: Eukaryota; Fungi; Ascomycota; Sordariomycetes; Sordariales; Podosporaceae
Gene: YPT52
Product: GTP-binding protein of the rab/ypt
Exons: 3
Coding region: 635-1294 (219 amino acids)
Cellular component (GO): endosome; Golgi apparatus
Molecular function (GO): GTP binding; GTPase activity
Source: RefSeq, a predicted model, not a curated record
GGCGUUGCUGCUCUGCCCUUUUGGUGCCAGCUCUCCCAAGCUCUCCCUAAUCUGCGUGACACGAGUCGCAUUCGCACUGUGGCAUUUAAUGGCCCACUGGCAUCUGCCGCGACCGGCUGGCAAGGAUGGCGACGUAACCAAAGUUGCCGCUUCUAUCACGUGGAAAUCUGCACAGACCUCGGGGUGGCAUCUGCGCCUAUCGGGCGACCUGACGUGUGCAUGCGCCGCCGCUGAGCGCUGAAAGCACUGACAUUGGCCAGGACCCCGGCUGGUUGCGCUCAUUGCUCUCAACGACCUCUGCCAACCAGCCCCAGCUCUUGACUGAUUUCCCCAAUUCUUGGUCCCGUGGUAUCACUCGAGGCAACCACAUUUCAGCAUCCAACUCCAGUCAACUCGGCGAGCACCCUUUGUCUCGACAAGUCUCUCCAGCGUUUAUCGAGAACCCCCGCGAACACCGACCCGCGAAACUCGAGUCCCCGCCGCGCAUUGUCAUUUCGCCAGCGCCCGCCGUAACCUUCCUUGGCAGCGAACGCCGCCUUGUCAGCAGGUCCCAUCAACGGUCAACGACGGUUUGGUCUUUGACUUUUGCAUCACCCAAACCACAGCCAACGUACACCAUAUCACCACAUUCACCAUGGCUUCCCGAGGACCCCCUGGCGCUCGCGGCAUGAGCAACCGCUUCGCGCAGUUCAAGUUGGUCUUGUUAGGUGAAUCUGCUGUGGGAAAGAGCUCGAUAGUAUUGCGCUUCGUCAAGGAUCAAUUUGACUCCUACAGGGAAUCCACUAUUGGUGCCGCCUUCUUAACACAGACCAUUUCGCUCGACGAGAACACGACUGUCAAGUUUGAGAUUUGGGAUACCGCUGGCCAGGAACGUUACAAGUCCCUCGCUCCCAUGUACUACAGGAAUGCAAACUGCGCCGUUGUUGUCUAUGAUAUCACGCAAGCCGCGUCGCUCGACAAGGCCAAGUCGUGGGUGAAGGAACUCCAACGACAAGCCAACGAGAACAUCAUCAUCGCCCUUGCCGGAAACAAGUUGGAUUUGGUGACGGAGCAACCAGACAAGCGCGCCAUCCCUACCGCCGAAGCCGAGGCCUACGCAAAGGAAGCCGGCCUUCUCUUCUUUGAGACAUCCGCAAAGACUGCCGAGAACGUUCAAGAGUUGUUUACUGCUAUUGCCAAGAAACUUCCACUUGAUCAGGUUGGGCCGAGACAUGCCCGGCCUGGUCAGCGGCCCGGAGUCAGUCUUGCUCCCGAAGGAGCCAACACGCAAGCCGGUGGGCCCUGCGCGUGCUGAUGAGAGACGGUUCUUGAAACCACACGGUUAGAAGCAUAUUCAAGGACUCAGGGGUAUGACCGGCAGUGGAUGUCAGAGGAAGAAUAUAGAGCAGUUUGGGGCUAAUCUGGGCUUUUGUUGAACGGGGACAGGGACAUCGACAUUCACACACACACACACACACACAUCUUUGAUCGGAGUAUUGUUGGGAGGAGGGUACUAGUGUUGCUUUUUUAAAUACCUCAUCUUUCUUAUGGGAUUUGUUUUUUAACGGGUGUGUUUUUCUCGGCACCAUGGUCGAGGAGAAAGCGUAGGUAGGCCACCUGGUGUGGGAGAGCCGGACUGGCGCAUUUCGCUGUACAGUAUGGUAUGCAGACAGAUAGAAGCAGCAGCUUGCAACGGCCGCGGUAAUUCAGUGACAGAUGCGGUGCCGGCAGGGACUAGAGGGGACGGGUAUACAGGCGUGAGUAUAAUGCAAAGCGUAUCUUUCAACUUGUUUUGGUCUUUAAAAAACGAGCUAUUCAUCCCAUA